GGAACGCCGAACGCGAGGGACGCACACGCGGACGCGCAAUCUUCAAGUGGAGUUUGUUCGGUAACCACGAAUCGAAAACGAAGCAACCCAGUUUGCGCCGAGAAACAAAGUUGUGCACGUUCUGGACAGGUGGCCGUGCGCUAGUGUUGUUGCCUUUUUUUGUAAUAAGCCGUCGCUUUAAUUGAUCUACAGGCCAAUAUGUCGAUGAAAAUGCCCGUUCUGGAAGAUGACGAGCGGUUUGCGCUGAUGCAGUUUCGCCGCAAGGUGGCAGACGUACUGAAACCGGAGCAUGAUGACUACUAUCUACUGCGUUGGCUACGAGCACGCAACUGGAAUCCGGAAGCGGCCGAGAAGAUGUUGCGCGAUUCGGUGAAGUUCCGCGAGCGCUGGAAUACAGAUGAGAUCGACAAAUGGCCGACGCCCCAGAUACUGCGCGAGUACAGCCCGCACGGAGUGUCCGGGUACGAUAAGGAGGGCUCGCCGAUCAUCAUCAUUCCGUUCGCCGGUUUCGACAUUUGGGGCCUGCUGCACACCGUGUCCCGGGCCGAUAUUAUCCGUAUGACGAUGCAGGCCCUCGAGGGCUACAUGAAGCUGGCGUACGAGCAGAGUCAGAAGACGGGCAACCCGAACAGUCGCCAGUUUGUGGUGGUGUUCGAUAUGUUCGAUUUCAACUUGAAGCAGUACAUCUGGCGGCCGGCGAGCGAGGUCGUGAUUUCGUUGAUCAAAAUGUACGAAGCCAACUACCCGGAGAUCCUCAAGUGUUGCUACAUUAUCAACGCACCGAAGGUGUUCGCCUUCGCGUACAACAUGGUGAAGAAGUUCUUGGGUGAGUACACGAUCGACAAGAUUCGCAUCUACAAGCUGGACCGCAACAAGUGGCUGCCGGCCAUACUGGAGCGAUGCGAUCCGGACCAGAUCCCGGCGUACUUCGGGGGCACUCAGACCGACCCGGACGGCAAUCCGAAGUGUGAGCAGAAGAUUUGCUGGGGCGGCAAAGUUCCGAAGUCGUUGUACACGUCGAAGGAGGAUAGCUUCAACAACAACCUGACGUUCACCGAGACGGAAAUUCGGAAAGGCAGCAAGCUGAAGCUGACCUUCGACUGUGAGGAUAUGGGCUGUUUUCUGAAAUGGGAAUUCCGGACGUUCGACCACGACAUCAAGUUUGGGAUCAAGUGCGUCAACAAGAAAACGGACGAAGCUAACAUCGAGGUACCGCUGAAGCGCGUGUCCUCGCAUCAGGUCGAUGAGUCCGGCUUCAUCACCUGCCAGCCGGGAUGCACUUAUCACGUCCUGUUUGACAAUUCGUAUUCGUACUUCAAGACGAAGAAAAUUCGCUACUCCGUCCUCAUGACGGCACCGCUGAGCGAUGUGGAGCAAACGGUGGCCCCCAUUGCCGUGACGGAGGAAAUGGAUCCGGAAGCGAGCGAAGAUCACGAAACCAUCCCCUAGUCAAUGUCUGGUACCUAGUAGCUUCGCCCGCGGGGUGGAAAAUAGAAGUUGCAGAAAGAUGCUGAACCAACUGAAAUGGAAGCAUUCUACACAAAAAAAAACUGUUCUCUACCAAAGAUUAUUUCUGGUUUUAUUUCUUCCAAUUUGGCCCACAAGAACGGAGAACUUUCUUAUCACAACAUGAUUGGGGGCUUAGUACGUGAAAUAAAUUUGAUAUUGUCUUCAAACAGUCUUACAAACAGGGACAAUUGAAUCCGGGCCCCGGUGAUACGUAACCGAAACCGUGAGCAAGGCGGUGGUCGUACACUUUCGUGGUGCAACUUCUAUGCGUUAGAACAUAAGACAGAUUGUGUAUUAAUAUAGACUGGUGAUAAAUGAAGCGCACGGCAGUUACUGUGGUACUUAUAGAUUUUAAUUGUAUCGUUUGAAAUGCCGAAGG
Messenger RNA from Anopheles bellator, 1888 nucleotides. Its product is annotated as SEC14-like protein 2. The transcript is spliced from 6 exons. The coding region runs from base 199 to 1449 and encodes 416 amino acids. NCBI's taxonomy places the organism in Eukaryota, Metazoa, Arthropoda, Insecta, Diptera, Culicidae. The record is from RefSeq and is a predicted model, not a curated record. Gene Ontology annotation, cellular component: cytoplasm.